This is a messenger RNA of Loa loa (African eye worm), 189 nucleotides long. RefSeq lists its product as hypothetical. The coding region runs from base 1 to 189 and encodes 62 amino acids. The transcript has 2 exons. The record is from RefSeq and is a predicted model, not a curated record. NCBI's taxonomy places the organism in Eukaryota, Metazoa, Nematoda, Chromadorea, Rhabditida, Onchocercidae.
AUGUAUGAAGCUGAGGAAGUGAGCAGGAGAGGAAGAUCUAGCAAUAUCCAUGAAGACGAAGCUGGGAAAUUACUCGAACAGAGUGGACCAGACAUGCUCGAAGGAGAAUGGAUGCUGGACAAAAGAGAGAAAGAAGAAGCAGAGAUCCAUUAUCUGACGAGGGGUGCCGCACUGGUUGUAUCUUUCUAA